CGCCAAGAGAAGGCUGACAAUCGGCGGCAGGUUUGCCGAAGCGUUAAGUCUUCCGCCGCGAUGCCUCCCCAUCUGGCCAAUCAACCGCGUCCAUAGCCAGAGUCCAUUCUUGCGCGUGCAUUAUCCUUUCCACCUUCACCUCGCCGCAUUCAAGUUCACAAUUGCCCUUUCUUCUGACUUACACUUAAACAUUUCCUUGAUCGGCGCGUGUGAACUUUUGCGACUCCCAUGUACUGUGACUGCAACCCGUAAGACGUUGUUACAGAUCUCAAUCUUGUCGCGCCUGUGAGGUUGAGCGAACUAUUUCACGACCGGGCCGUGUUGGCCAACACAACCUACCAUGACGCCCUCAAAGUUAGCACAACCGGAUUCCGAGACGUCCUCGAUGGUCGAUACUCCCAUGACAGAUGCAAAUGAAUUGGUUCAACCGCGACGGCCCUCGUUUGGCCAUCUUAACCGCUAUGUCGACGAUACUCCCGACUACACGGAUUCAGACACGAACCCAAACACGACCGCUAGCAGUGUGGCUGGCGACGUUGCGCAGACUGACGGUCGCAAGAAGAGAUCAGAGGCUCUCCAGUUGCGCAAGAGCAUUCUCGGGAAGAAGCAUGGUCAAUUGGACGAGUCGAAAGAGGAUGAUACUAUCCGGAGAUUCAAAUAUCUGCUCGGGUUGACGGAUCUCUUCCGGCAUUUUAUCGAAACCAACCCAAACCCCAAGAUCAGAGAAGUCAUGGCAGAGAUUGAUCGGCAGAAUGCUGAAGAGGAAGAAAAGGCCAAGAAAGGCGUGUCUCGUAAAGGCGGCGCCGCUGCGAUUGGCAAGAGAAAGACAGAGCAAGAGGAAGAUGCAGAACUUCUGCGCGAUGAGAAACGUGGCACGGCGUCUCAGACCGUGUUUCGGGAGUCGCCUGCGUUUAUUAAGGGUGGCGAAAUGCGCGACUACCAGAUUGCGGGUCUGAACUGGCUUAUCUCUCUUCAUGAGAACGGCAUCUCCGGUAUUCUCGCAGACGAGAUGGGUCUUGGCAAGACUCUACAAACGAUUUCUUUCCUGGGCUACCUGCGCCAUAUCUGUGGUAUCAAGGGACCACACCUGAUCAUUGUUCCGAAGUCAACGCUCGAUAACUGGGCGAGAGAGUUCAAGAAGUGGACGCCGGAUGUGGAUGUCCUCGUUCUGCAGGGAGCAAAGGAUGAGCGUCAUGCCCUGAUCAACGACCGACUUGUGGACGAGAAGUUUGACGUCUGCAUCACGAGUUACGAGAUGAUUUUGCGAGAAAAGGCACAUCUGAAGAAAUUCGCCUGGGAGUACAUCAUUGUCGAUGAAGCGCAUCGCAUCAAGAACGAAGAGUCCUCGCUCGCCCAAAUCAUCCGAGUGUUCAGCUCUCGAAAUCGACUUCUCAUCACCGGCACACCAUUGCAGAACAAUCUGCACGAAUUGUGGGCUCUCCUGAAUUUCCUCCUUCCUGAUGUCUUUGGAGAUUCAGAGGCAUUCGACUCAUGGUUCUCAAACCAAAACGAAGAUCAAGACACAGUUGUUCAGCAACUUCAUCGUGUGCUAAGACCAUUUUUGCUCCGUCGAGUCAAGAGUGAUGUGGAGAAGAGCUUGUUGCCCAAAAAGGAACUCAACUUGUAUGUUGGUAUGUCGGAGAUGCAGGUUCGUUGGUACAAGAAAAUUCUGGAGAAGGAUAUCGACGCUGUCAACGGUGCCGGAGGAAAGCGUGAGUCCAAGACGAGGCUUCUCAACAUCGUCAUGCAGCUGCGAAAAUGCUGUAACCAUCCGUACCUGUUCGAAGGCGCCGAACCAGGUCCUCCUUACACCACUGAUGAGCAUUUGGUGUACAAUUCGGGCAAGAUGAUCAUCCUUGACAAAAUCCUGAAGCGUAUGAAGGAGGAAGGCAGCAGGGUCCUGAUCUUCUCACAGAUGAGCAGAGUUCUGGACAUUCUCGAGGACUACUGUGUGUUCCGAGGUCAUCAAUAUUGUCGAAUUGACGGUGGCACGGCGCACGAGGACAGAAUUGCCGCGAUCGACGAAUACAACAAGCCUGGUUCUGAAAAGUUUGUGUUCUUGCUGACCACCCGCGCUGGUGGCUUAGGUAUCAACUUGACUACAGCGGACAUUGUCAUUCUCUAUGACAGCGACUGGAACCCGCAAGCAGACCUGCAAGCAAUGGAUCGAGCUCAUCGUAUCGGCCAGACCAAGCAAGUGAAAGUCUUCCGCUUCGUGACUGAGAAUGCCAUCGAAGAGAAAGUCCUCGAGAGAGCGGCACAGAAGCUGCGAUUGGAUCAACUCGUCAUUCAACAAGGCCGAGCACAGCAACAAGCGAAACAGGCAGCCUCUAAGGACGAGCUGCUGAACAUGAUUCAACAUGGUGCAGAGAAAGUAUUCGAGACCAAAGGUGCUGUCGGCGAGCUAGAUGACAUUGAUGAGAUUCUCCGACGAGGCGAAGCACGGACGGCUGAGUUGAAUGCCAAGUACGAGAACUUGGGAAUUGACGAUCUGCAGAAAUUCUCCUCGGAGAAUGCCUAUGAGUGGAACGGCGAAGAUUUCACGCAGAAAAAGAAGGAUGUUGGCCUGGCAUGGAUCAAUCCUUCGAAGCGUGAACGAAAGGAACAAUCGUAUUCGAUGGACAAAUACUACAAACAGGCACUUUCGACAGGUGGUAGACCUGCAGAAACGAAGCCAAAAGUUCCCCGAGCACCGAAGCAAGUCAACAUUCAUGACUGGCAAUUCUUCCCCCCUGGACUCCAGGAGUUGCAGGAGAAAGAGACGGCCUAUUAUCACAAAGAGAUUGGCUACAAAGUACCCCUGGCGGAAGGCACGGAAGAAGAUUUGAGCGACCGAGAGGCCGAUCAGCGUUUGAAUCAGGACGAGAUCGACAAUGCUGAGCCGCUCACCGAGGAAGAGAAGCAACGGAAGGCCGAGAUGCAACAACAUGGGUUCGGCAACUGGAACCGUCGCGACUUCCAACAGUUCAUCAACGGCUCGGCCAAGUUUGGACGGACCAAUUACGAAGGCAUUGCGACCGAAGUGGACAGCAAGGAACCUCACGAAAUUGAGGAGUAUGCCAAAGUCUUCUGGAAGAGAUACACUGAAAUCGCCGACUACGACAAGUACAUCAAGACGAUCGAGGCAGGCGAAGAGAAACUCCGCAAGACCAACCUUCAACGAAAGAUGCUUAGGAAGAAGAUGGAGAUGUACCGGGUCCCGCUACAGCAGUUGAAGAUCAACUAUACCGUGUCCACGACCAACAAGAAAGUCUACACCGAGGAAGAAGAUCGAUUUCUAUUGGUCAUGCUUGACAAGCACGGCGUCGACGGAGAAGGCCUCUAUGAGAAGAUUCGUGAUGAAAUCCGAGAGUCUCCCUUGUUCCGCUUCGACUGGUUCUUCCUCAGCAGAACUCCUGUCGAGAUCGGAAGAAGAUGCACGACUCUAUUGAACACCGUCUUACGCGAGUUCGGCGACCCCGAAGAAAAGCUCACCAACGGUCAUGGACCUGGGAAAGGACGCGGACGUGAUCGAGAUGAAGAUGAAGACGAGGAGAACGACAGCGAAGCGGCCCCAGCGAAGAAGAAGGCCAAGAACGGCGUUGUGAACAAGCAAGUCAAGGCUAUCAAGUCCGGAAGAGGCAGCAAAGCCAGCUCUCCAGUCUCUCGAGCGCAGAGUGUCUCAUCCACGACCGCUUCCCGCUCUAAGGGAAGAAAGAAAUGAGGCAUAUGCAACGGUCUGAUUCACGAUGGUGCAACACAUGUUUAGGGUCACGGCGGCAUGUUAGAGUUUGGGCGGAGUUUUUGCGAUUACUUGAAACCUGGUUUGCUGGCGGUUUCGAUGCCAGUUUGCAUGGCAGAUGCACUUCGGACGGCCGGGAUGGCAAGCGGCGUCUGAGUUAUGGGAUGUCCUCCAGUCGCUUAGAGAGGUCAGGGCCGCUGCUUGAAAACUGUAGAAUAGGACUAUAAGUCCGCAAAUGGAAACAUGUGAGAGUAAAUCUUCCCAGAGCACAAGGCUGCCCAACUUGCACUGCAGUAGGCGAAA
Molecule: messenger RNA, 4024 nt
Organism: Exophiala dermatitidis NIH/UT8656
Lineage: Eukaryota; Fungi; Ascomycota; Eurotiomycetes; Chaetothyriales; Herpotrichiellaceae
Product: adenosinetriphosphatase
Exons: 2
Coding region: 341-3703 (1120 amino acids)
Biological process (GO): regulation of transcription by RNA polymerase II; nucleosome organization
Cellular component (GO): chromatin; nucleus
Molecular function (GO): ATP hydrolysis activity; ATP binding; DNA binding
Source: RefSeq, a predicted model, not a curated record